This is a messenger RNA of Drosophila albomicans, 736 nucleotides long. It is a transcript of the gene eIF1, whose product is annotated as eukaryotic translation initiation factor eIF1. Gene Ontology annotation, biological process: translational initiation. Gene Ontology annotation, molecular function: RNA binding; translation initiation factor activity; ribosomal small subunit binding. Gene Ontology annotation, cellular component: eukaryotic 43S preinitiation complex. The coding region runs from base 152 to 484 and encodes 110 amino acids. The record is from RefSeq and is a predicted model, not a curated record. The transcript has 3 exons. NCBI's taxonomy places the organism in Eukaryota, Metazoa, Arthropoda, Insecta, Diptera, Drosophilidae.
UAUUCAGAUUGCGGUCACUCUGCAACUUGUCAGACACAUUUCCGAGCUCUUUAGCAAAAAAACGUUAAAUUACAGUUAAAUUAAAUACACAAUUGUAUCAAAACGUUUCAGAAAGUUUUUAUUUUAGGCUGUGGUUUCUUUUUAUUGUCGUAUGUCCAUCCAGAAUUUAAACACUCGUGACCCCUUUGCUGAUGCAAUCAAGGGCAAUGAUGAUGAUAUUCAAGACGGACUCGUGCACAUAAGAAUCCAACAGAGGAACGGUCGUAAGACAUUGACCACUGUUCAGGGCUUAUCCGCGGAAUAUGACUUGAAGAAAAUAGUCCGCUCCUGUAAAAAGGAAUUUGCUUGCAAUGGGACUGUAAUUGAGCAUCCGGAGUACGGAGAAGUUCUUCAACUCCAGGGCGAUCAGCGUGAAAACAUCUGCCAAUGGUUGACCAAGGUGGGUCUAGCGAAGCCUGAUCAAUUGAAAGUUCACGGUUUCUAAACUGCUGAUGCCAAGGAGGAACAAACAGAGGUGGUGUGGAUUUUCAUACGAGUCUUACAUACACAUAAAUAUAUACAUUUAACACAAAUACAUAUAUACCAAACUUGCUAAAGUUAUUUGUUCCGAUUACAACUACAAAAACUCCUCUCUUGAUAACAAAACAUUUAUAUAAAGACAAGCAAUAGACCAUUAACAGCGAACAAUGUUAAUCAUAAAAGUUAAAUAAAAUUAAAUGUUCAUUUUAAUUAAAAA